Messenger RNA from Thunnus maccoyii (southern bluefin tuna), 5124 nucleotides. Its product is annotated as immunoglobulin-like and fibronectin type III domain-containing protein 1. Gene Ontology annotation, molecular function: protein binding. The transcript is spliced from 27 exons. Lineage: Eukaryota; Metazoa; Chordata; Actinopteri; Scombriformes; Scombridae. Bases 1 to 4953 code for a protein of 1650 amino acids. The record is from RefSeq and is a predicted model, not a curated record.
AUGGCUUUUGCUCCUAUCGUGAAAGAACUACAAAGAAAGGGAGUACAGAACUCCAAGUUGAUGGUCUCCCACAAUAAAGAAACCCUCCUGUUUGAUUCUCUUGAUGAAGCUUGGAAAUUCACGGAUCUGCUUCUCCUCAUCCUGAAGGCUUCUCCUUCUCUUCCCUUCCAUCAUCUGGUGUACCUCAAGAUAUGUUUCUCCCUCGUUCAUCAAUACAUUCAACAUUUUAAUGAGGUGUCUGGCAACAAGUCAGCUGGUAUCCGGAGAAGAUCUAAGACUCCUGGAGUGAUGAUCACACAGCAUGUAGUAGACCUGCCAGAGGGAAAAAGCACCCCAGAUUUUCAGUGCAAACCAGCCUCAGUAACCAUCCAGGAAGGGAAAUUAGCCGUUUUUAAGGCCAUGGUAAAGGGGGAUCCAAAGCCGGAAGUAUCAUGGAGAAGGACUAAAGGGAAUAUGUUAGACAAGGAGAAAUUUCAGAAUAAAUAUGAUGAAUCAACUGGGGAGCACAUAUUAGAGAUUCACAAGGUGUCUGCAUUGGAAGCAGAUACAUACAAAUGCUAUGCUGUGAACGAAUAUGGCAAAGCUGUCUGCACUGCAACAUUAAGUUUGACUGAGACUUUGACAGAUCCGUCAGAUUUCAGAAAACUGCUAAGGAGAAGUAGAGUAGGAGAAAACCAAACAAAUAAAGCAGAUGAGGAAACUGAGGAGAGAUUCUGGGACGCCAUGAUGAAUGCUGACAGGAAAGACUAUGAGCGCAUCUGUACCGACUUUGGUGUUGCAGACGUGCAUUGGAUUCUCAAGCAACUGGAGGAAAAGAAGAAGGAGAGAGCGCAAAACAAGUGUAAGCAGGAUGGUGUGAUUCCCUAUGAUGAGGAUGCAAGAGAGAGACACUGCCUUAAGACUGGUGGGAGGACAAAGGAUUUUAUUAUCAAAGGCCAGAUGCAAAAGGGCACAGGGCUAAAUCAGCUGGAUGUUGAAAAGGCCAACUUCCUCGACGUAAGGCUGAAUCAGCUGAAUGCUAAAGAGGUCAACCUCCUUGACACUAGGCUGCAUCAAGUGGAUGCUGAACAGAUAAACCUCCUCGGCGCAGGGUUGCAUCAGAUGGAUGGUGAAGAUGUCAAACUCCUCCUCACAGAGUUUAAACUGACCUUCAUCAAGACCAUUUAUCGUAACUGCCAGUUAUAUUUCACAUUGCCUUUCAGUGGACUAAGGACACCAGUGAAUGGUUUGGCACACAGGGAACAACUCCAAUGGCCAGGUUCCUUUACUUCUAUGUGUUGCCUAAUUUUUUUUUUUUUUCUCCAUACAGUUUCCAAUGUGGACUUUGUUAUCAAAAUUCAGGAGGUUCAAGCACAAGAAAGAGAGGGUGCGCUCUUUGAAUGUGUCCUGACACACCCACUACCCAGAAUCACAUGGAUGGGCAAGGGAAAAGUCCUGGAGGACGGAGAAAAAUACAGCAUAACUGUGUCAGACCACAAAAUGAUCCAUAGGCUGCUGAUCAAGGACUGCAAGCUGCAAGACAAAGGCAUCUAUUCAGCUGUGGCUGGCAUUACGUCCUGCAAUGCCUGGCUGGUUGUGGAAGUUGACAGUGACCUCACAUCUGCUGAUAAGAAGAGAACUCGUAAAACGACCUUGGGUGAUGGAGCAGGGACGGACCUUGAGAAAGUGGCCAAGCAGCAACAAAUAAAAAACCGAGAGGAGAUGGAGAAGAUUUUAGCAGCCAUAAAAGCAAAACAUGGAGCAGAACAACUGACAGAAGAAAAGCCAUUAACCACUUGUGGAAGAGACAGUGAAAUAAUUGCUGUCACUGCAGCGGGUAAAAACAGUGGAGCAGUAAAAGACAAGUCUGAUGCUGCAAAAGCCAGUGCCCGGUCUGAACCAAAAGGGAGCAAAGAGAAAGCUAAGAUGAAAAACUCAAGAGCAGAUGGCACAGUAUUGAAAUCUGAUGUUUCAGGGGGUGUAACUUAUGAUCCGAAGAACAAGAAACACACUAAAUCUGGUCAAGAGGAUUUUGACAAGGUAACAGAUGCUGAUGAAGGACACUCUGAAGAUAAUGAGGACUUCACUGGAUCAGCCGAUAAUUCAAGAUUCAUAAAGUAUUGUCAAGAGACAGAUCAUGGAGAAAUUGGUAAGACACAACAUGUAGAGAACUUUGCACCUCUUAAUAUCCAUAUUUAUGUGAAUGAGUCCAGCGGCAGAUGUGAUGACACAGAGUUAAACCAGAUUCAAACGUUUGCUACAAGUCAAAAUGAAUUGACAGAUUCAGGUGGAAAUGAAAACUCUACCGGGUCUGUCAGACGCUCAAAGCACACAAGGAAGGUCCAACAGAAACAACACACAUCUGAUCCAAAUGAAGCAGCAAGUGACAGUGAUGACAACGAGGACUCUACUGAUCAGGUCAUGCAUUCGAAUCAGUCAAAGGAAGGUCAAAAAACAUUGGAUGAAGUCAAUGGUGAAAGCACAUGUCCUAAAGAACCCAACGGGUGUAACGAGACUGAAGAUGCAACUGGCUCUGCCACACAUACAAAGCAUAAAAGGCAAGGUCCACUGAUAGAAGAUUUGGUGAUUGAUCCAGGGGUUCAGUUCAUCUGUGGACUUUCUGAUGUAAAUGCUAUCAUCGGUGAGGCUGCUGAGUUCACAUGCAAGGUCAGCAGUGAAGACUGUGAGGGAGCCUGGUUCAGAGACGGCAAAAAGAUAUCCCCAGAUGACAAUUUCACAGUCACUAAAGAUGGCACUAUCCAUAAAUUAGUCAUAAUCACGUGCAAGGAAGAGCACUCUGGCAAAUACCGUUUUGAGGCAGACGGUCGUAAAACGGAGGCGAUGAUCAACGUCAAAGAUCCCCCAAGGUUUGACCCUGAAGACCUCAGUGCUUACAGCAAGCCUGUGACAGUAAAAGUGGGGCACAAUGCCAUCUUUAAACUGCAUUUUGUUGGCCACGAACCCAUAAAGAUUAAGUGGUACAGAGAGGGAGAAGAGCUCCAAGAUGACAACAAUACAAAGAUAGAGAAAUCUGCAAGUCACAGCCGCUUGUUGCUGAGCAGAUGCCAGAGAAAGGACACAGGAGAGAUCAAGAUCAAGCUCAAGAAUGAACAUGGCUUCAUUGAGGCAAUUUCACAGCUGAUUGUGCUCGACAAACCCACCCCACCCCUGGGUCCUGCAGAGGUAACAGAGAGCUCAGCUACAAGUAUUGAAUUUAGGUGGAGGCCUCCAAAGGACAAUGGUGGCUCACCAGUGAUUAACUACAUAAUGGAGCGGCAGCAGGUUGGACGAAACACCUGGAAGAAAAUAGGGGAAAUCCCAGGUGUGCCCAGCUAUCGUGAUACAGACGUGGACCGUGGCCGAAAAUACUGUUACCGUAUUCAAGCAGUGACUGCAGAGGGUAUAAGUGAAGCGAUGGAGACUGACGACAUGCAAGCUGGCACGCUUGCCUUUCCUGGCUCUCCAUCACCUCCAAAGGUGGUCAGCGCCUAUGACGACUGCAUAAACCUUUCCUGGGAUUCACCAAGUAACAAAGGAGGUUCACGUAUCCUGGGCUAUAUUUUGGAGAAGCGCAAGAAGGGAAGUAAUCUCUGGACUGUUGUCAAUGCUUUGGAUGAGCCAAUAAAAGAGAAGAAAUAUGCAGUGAAGGAUGUUGUGGCAGGUCUGGAAUAUGAAUUCAGAGUUACUGCCAUAAACGUCUCAGGAGCUGGUGAAUGUAGCAACCCUUCUGAGUUUGUUUUUGCACGAGAUCCUAAGAAGCCUCCUGGUAAAGUUACAGGCCUGAAGCUGACAGAAACUUCUUACACCCAUUUGGUCCUGACCUGGACUAAACCUGAGGAUAAACCCGGCAUACAGGAUGAAGCUAAAGGAUAUUUUGUUGAGAUACGUCAAGCAGAGUGCAUUGAAUGGUCUCGCUGUAAUAGCAUCCCCAUCAUCAUGACUUCCUUCAGCGUUAAAGGCCUUAAGUCCAUGGACAUGUACUGGGUGAGAGUGAUUGCGACUAAUGAUGGAGGAGAGAGCGCUCCCGAGGAGUUGGCCAACUAUGUCAUUGCAAUGCCCUCUCCUGUGAGGCCAAAGUUCACAAACCACAGGAUGAAGAGUUUCAUAGUGGUGAGGGCAGGAAACUCUGUCAGGAUCACAAUAAACUUUGAGGCCUUACCCCGGCCAGAUAUUAUGUGGCUAAAGGACAACGUGCCAGUGACAAAGCGAGUAACAAUCAGUAACUCUGAUGGCUCGUCACAGUUGUUGAUCCCCUCCUCUGAGCGCUCUGAUUCAGGCAUCUACACAAUUUUGGUGAAAAAUCUGGCAGGACAGGAGACAUUCAGUACAGAAGUCAGGGUCACAGAUGAUCCAAAGCCUCCUGGACCAGUAGAACUGGAAGAAAACGUGCCUGGAACAGUGACACUGGUCUGGGCACCUUCUCCUGAUGAGAAGCGUGAUGACCGCCUCCACUACACAGUGUCCAAACUAGACUCUACUAAACGCACAUGGGCUACAGUGGCUGACAGACUCUUCAAUAACAAGUUCACAGUCUGCAAUAUCAUGCAUGGGAGGGAAUAUCAUUUCCGUGUCUAUGCCAAAAAUGACAUGGGCAAAUCUGCACCCUCUGAGUCACCGACCUGGGGGACGGAGAGAAAGAAAGAAAAGUUUGUGGUGAGCUUACCAACCACAAAGGACUGUGAUUUGCGAUGUGCUCCAACCUUCAUUGUACCUUUGAAGUUUCACACUGCACCUAAAGGCUAUGAAUGCUACAUGAGCUGUGCAGUGAAAGGAGAUCCCACACCUCGUAUCACAUGGUAUCGAAAUCACAUCAGCAUAAACACUGAUGCCAACUAUUACAUCUCCAACACCUGUGGAGUUUGCUCCAUGUUAAUCAUCCGCGUGGGCCCAAAAGACAUGGGAGAGUAUACCAUCACUGCAGAGAACGCCCUGGGACGGGCUGAAUGCUCCACCGUACUCAACGUCAGAGAGUGAAGAAACUGUAAGGACAACACGAAACUGUAUGAGCAGCAUUUAUUUUUAAGUUUAGAUAUCUAAUACAUGAUUUUUGAAUUGAAGUGGUUGUGCUGCUUGGAUUUAAUGCCCCAGUUGCAUUACGAAAAAAUAAAAAUGGAACAUUGUGUUUAUUUGGAUGCUACUGAAAUU